Messenger RNA from Hyaloperonospora brassicae, 1239 nucleotides. Lineage: Eukaryota; Oomycota; Peronosporomycetes; Peronosporales; Peronosporaceae. The record is from the annotation of a GenBank genome assembly.
AUGGCGAAGAGAGGAUUCUACGCGGUGGCAAUUGGACGGUCCACCGGCGUCUUCACGACGUGGGACAAGUGCAAGAUGCAAGUGGAAGGCUUUGCUGGAUGCAGAUACAAGAAAUUCAGCACGGGUGCUGAAGCGCAAGCGUUCGUAAACGGCUUCAGCAAUGACUCUCGAGAUGACGUUCGAGCGCAGCCAAAGUCUCAGUCAUCAAAACGACUGGACGACAAAAGUAUACUCACCGACAAGUGCGCCCCGUCUCCUGCUCAGAAACGCAAGCACGAUCGAGAAGAAUCUUAUUCUGGCAAGUCCGGCACCGAAACGUCGGUGAAGUUUGUGCGCAAGAUGCCGGCGAGAUGUGCCGAUCGUCUGAGCGGUAGUGCAUUUGACUCGAAGCAAUCAGGUUUGGGCGCUUUGACCGCAGAAUCGACUUGCGGGGCGUCCGCGCUGCAAGGUGGUAUGCAGUACUUGUGCACUGAUGGUAACAACGAUAGUGGAGCUGCUUCUGCCGAUGCUGUUCAUGGGGACACAAUGGUGAGCGAUACUCAUUCUUCUUCUGCCUCCACUGAAUGGAAAUCGUGCGAUGCGACAAAAGACCGGGAGCUGGAGGUCUUUUCCACAUGGAAAGAAGUUACGAAACAUGGGAACCACUUGUCCAGCUCGGGCUUUGAAACGCUUCGAACGACGGCGCUGCCAGAAGCUUUUGCGACACAGCACGCGGUAGCUGCUGAAAACAAAGACCGAUUUCUGGACCCGCGGAAUACAAACACUUUGGUGGCAUUUUGUGAUGGAAGUGCUCUUGGGAAUGGACGGCGGGGAUGUCGUGCAGGCUACGCCUGCAUUUUCCCGCACUGCGAGGAGUGGAACGUAACCAAACAACUGGUGGGAGACAAAGUUACGAAUAACCGGGCGGAGUAUAUGGCUGCACUUGAAGCCAUGAAGCGUGCGAAUGUGGAAGAUUCCAGUGGAUCCCGAGUACUAUACAUCUUCUCGGACAGUAUGCUAUUAAUUCGAUCAAUGACGGAAUGGGUUGACGGGUGGCAGAAAAACAACUGGAAAAAGUCAGACGGCAAACCAGUGCAGAACCGCGAUCUGCUGGAGCUACUGGUGGCAGAAAAGGGCGACCGUCGCGUUUGCUGGACCCAUGUGAAGGCUCAUACCGGAAAGAAGGACUGGGAAUCCAAGUGGAAUGAUGUAGCUGACAACGCGGCACGGAAUGCUGCAGUGAGUAUUGGUGAAGUAUGA